CCUUCUACGAGAGAGAGCGUUGGAAGGAUCUCCUGGGGUCUCUAUUCUGCGCGUCCAGGGUUUAUUCCCGGAUAAUCGGCAUCCGUACGUUUACCGUAGAACAGUUCCUGAAGAUGCAUGGAAACUACUCCUCAGCUACGACGGGGAACGCAACAGAAGAGACCGACGGCAUCAGCCUGGACGAUGAUGCCACCAUACCUACCUACGGUCUGGGGGGCUUCCGCAUCCUUAUAUCCACCGUCUACUCUUUGGUGUGUGCGGUGGGGCUACUGGGUAACUUUUUUGUAAUGUACCUCAUCAGGGCGAAGAAAGCCACUGGGCUGACCGCCAUUGACGUCUUUGUUUUCUGCUUGGCCUUGACCGACUUCCAGUUUGCUCUCACCCUGCCGUUUUGGGCUGCGGACGCAGUCAUGGACUUCAGCUGGCCCUUUGGGCAUCCCAUGUGCAAAAUUGUCCUCACCAUGACCGUCCUCAAUGUCUACAAUAACGUCUUUCUGUUGACUGCCAUGGCAAUGACCCGGUAUUGGGCUGUUGCUUCUGCGUUAAGCCUCCGAGGUCGCGUGUCCUCCACCUCCGCCAAGUGGAUCAGCUUGGCUCUGUGGUUUUUGGCUGUUAUCGUCACGAUCCCCACCAUCAUUUUCUCUGCUACAAGCAAAGUCUUGGGGGAAGAGCUUUGUCUCCUGAAGUUUCCCAGUAACAAGUGGUUGGCCACCUACCAUCUCCAGAGAGUGGUCAUCGCUUUUGUCAUACCGCUGGUGGUGAUAUCGUCGUCUUACAUCAUGCUCUUGAAUUUCCUACGGCAGCACAAAGUUAACGCCAACAACCAACACAGACAGAGCAAAAUCACGAGCUCCAUACAGUUGGUCAUCAUCGUCUUUUUCAUAUGCUGGUUCCCCAACCACGCAGCCAUCUUCUGGGGGAUUCUUCAGAAGUACGAGGUCAUUCAGUGGAGCGAAGCGUACUAUUAUUUCCACACGUUCGUCUUCCCCAUCACCCUGUGCUUCGCGCACAGUAAUAGCUGCCUGAACCCCGUCAUCUACUGCCUAAUGAGGAAGGAGUUCCGGAAAGCGUUGAAGGCUACGUUUUGGCAAAUAUCUGCCGUGGUCGCCUCCUUCUUGCCGUCCGGUCCCGGGAAGCAGGCGACUUCUGACCGAGAGACCGCGCUGCCGCUUUGCAGAGAGGCCAGCUUCCCGCAGAACUUCAGCAACGACUGCGCCGUUGGAUCCCUCACCACCAUAACCACCAUUCCAGAACUGGCCACCAAGGAGCAGCGGCCACGGGCUACCGAGCAGACGGGACAGGAAACCUGUAUAGAUUAACCCCCGUCGAGCGGAUACGGAACAGGCUGAGGCUAUAAGCUGCCGGUCAGACACGGAGUGUGGCCAGUGUUAUGGUUACGCGGAGUAUGUACAGAUGGUUGUUUUUGUGGAUGUCUGGUUCGGGGAGGAACGCUCGUGGCGUUCGGGAUCCAGGGCAUUAAUACGUAAAUACAUCAACACAGGACAUUUAUCUAAUGAUGCAGAACAGCUCCGCGCUCGCCCUCAACUGCGCUUUAUUGAGCGUCUCUUAAUGUCUAAUCGAGUGAGUGGCUUAGGUCAUUGCCAAGGCUCGUAUAUACAGUAUAUAUAUAAUAUAAUAUUCUGACGGCUUCUGCGUGGCGGCCCUCGGCUUAUCCACGUGUGAAUGGGCUUCUUAACGAACCGCCAUGUGAGAAGAUCAUCGAUUCUUAAUCUAGUGCAACCGAUUCAACCGAGUGGAAAUCAAUGCCGGCUGAAGGGACUGGGAUGGGUGGUUUCAGGGAUCGUUAGCCCGGGAAGGGUCACCGCGUCGCACAGUGUAACGUAUAGAGCCAGAUAGGUACGUGUACGUUAAAGGGCAACCUGCCUGCCGGCUACUGCAACUCCUAUGAUGCUUGGGCAGCCAGCACCGGCCUGGCCACCUGCGGUUGGCUGCAACUCCUUCAAUGCUUGGCGACUGCAGCUGGCCAGCAUUACAGCUAAAGAUGGCCGCCCGUGGUUGGCCAAGCAUUGUGGGAGUUAGACUUUACAGCAGCUGGGCAGCCAGACCUUGCUUGGCCAAGCAUUGUGGGAGUUAGACUCCCUAAUACCUAUAGCUCUAGACGACUUUAUCUAUAUCUGAAAACCUUAUCUGUUAAACACUUCUGGAUUCUAUUUUUGUAAUUAAAGGUGAAAAAUGUGUUUUCCGUUAAAACAAAGGUCAAAGUUCUUACUUUACGGUACGUUUUCAGCUUCCCAAAUAUUUACCCUCUUACUCUUAACAUUAAAUAAUGCCGCGGGCUAAACGGGGGAAAUGUGUGUGUAUAUGUAUGUAUGUAUGUACGCCGGGGGCAUUUGUCCGUGAAUUCGGUAUGUGUUGCCCUUCAACCCCUUUGUUUGAAUUCAUUUUAACAGGAAACCUGCAUUUUCUCGUGUUUUGGUGUAAUAAACGUUGUGUAAAUAACAUAA
This is a messenger RNA of Spea bombifrons (plains spadefoot toad), 2465 nucleotides long. It is a transcript of the gene RXFP4, whose product is annotated as relaxin family peptide/INSL5 receptor 4. Gene Ontology annotation, biological process: G protein-coupled receptor signaling pathway; immune response. Lineage: Eukaryota; Metazoa; Chordata; Amphibia; Anura; Pelobatidae. The transcript has a single exon. Gene Ontology annotation, cellular component: membrane. Gene Ontology annotation, molecular function: G protein-coupled receptor activity. Bases 114 to 1319 code for a protein of 401 amino acids. The record is from RefSeq and is a predicted model, not a curated record.